AUGGCAGAGAACGAGACGAGAUCAUCUUUACUCGGGCACGAGCUGAAGCAACUCACAUUUGGAUGGACCGAUUACAGUCUUUUCACCGGCCUCCUAGGGGUCAGCGUCUUGAUAGGGAUUUACUUCGGUUGUUUCAGCAAGAAACAGGAUAACACCACCGAAUACUUACUCGGAGGGAAAUCAAUGUCUUGUUUUCCGGUUAGCAUGAGUCUAAUCGCAAGUCACGUGUCGGCGGUCUCGUUGCUCGCUAUACCUGUCGAAGUGUAUCAAUACGGGACACAGUAUGCAGCCUGCAUUUUUACAUCCAUCAUAUCUUGCGGUCUGAUUGCUCUUAUCUACAUGCCGGUGUUUUACCGUCUCCAAUUGACCAGUACUUUCGAGUAUCUGGAAAUGAGAUUCACGAGGCCGGUCCGGACGUUCGCCUCGUUUCUAGCCACUCUCUCGCUGGCCCUUUACGUCCCUCUGAUCAUCUAUGUACCAGCCUUGGCGUUCUCGCAGGCGACAUCGAUCAAUCUGCACCUGGUAGCGCCAAUAAUCUGCAUCGUCUGCAUAUUUUACACGACGAUCGGAGGAUUGAAAGCUGUCGUAUGGGCGGAUACCAUUCAGAUGAUCGUAACGCUAGGUGGGUCAGAGAAUCGUAUUUUGGAAGUACGCAGCAAGUCUAUUGAACUUUUACAAUUCAUGCACGAAUUGCCUUCGAUUCGUUCAUUGUGCGGUCAUCAAGGGGAUGAUUUACUAUUUUUUUGUAGCAUGAGUCCGAGCCCAUUCGAACGAAACUCCUUUUGGGGUAUGUCGGUGGGAAUGACGAUGACUUGGCUGGCCGGGGUUGGAAUCAGUCAGGUGUCCAUGCAACGUUUUUUGGCGGUGCCGAAUAUCAAAGAGGCUUACAAGGCAGUAGGAUGUACGGCGAUAUGUCUGGUAGUCAUAAAAUGGGUGUCGGUCUUUACGGGGUUGAUAAUGUACACCAGGUAUCACAAAUGCGACCCUAUAAGCACCCACGUAAUCACGAGGAGCGACCAAUUACUUCCGUAUUACGUGCUGGACGUUGCCGCGAGCGUACCGGGACUCCCUGGUCUCUUUCUGGCCGGCCUCGUCAGCGCUGGUCUUUCUACGAUGAGCGCUGGUUUGAACACAGUAGCCGGCACAAUUUACGAGGAUUUCAUCGAUCCCUGGUUGUCGGAGAGCAACAACAAAGAGGCUCGAGCGGCGACUAUUAUGAAAAGUAUCGUAGUUGUCGUAGGACUGGUUUGCGUGGCGCUAGUAUUUCUCGUGGAUCGGUUGAGCGACAUUUUCCAAAUGUCUUUGACCCUCCACGGUGUCACAGCUGGGGCGAUGUUGGGCAUCUUCACUCUGGGAAUGAUAGUACCAUGGGCAACGUCGAAAGGUGCUAUAGCUGGUGGAUUACUUUCCAUGAUCUGCAUGGUUUGGAUCAUUGUUGGGGCUCAAGUGAAUGUGGCUACAAAACGAUUGGUCUAUCAGCCACUUCCUACGUCGACCGAGGAUUGCUUGAACGUAGAUAGUCCGUUUAAUCGGACAGUGACCAAUACGACUUCAUCUCUACCGACUCCGAACGAAAAACCUUUCAUUCUAUUCACCAUAUCGUUCAUGUAUUACACUUUGGUCGGUUUCUUGAUAGUAAUGGUUGUAGGCACUCUGGUCAGUUUCCUGUGUGGUGUUCCCGACUUAAAGGACGUGGACAGAAAAUUAUUUCCACCGAUAAUACAGAGAUUUUUACCGCCGGAAAAAUACACCGAGGUACCGAUGCACUCGAUACCGUCGACAUUGGUGACGAAUCCGGAGAAAGAGAAGAUCAACGCGUGA
Dufourea novaeangliae is the source of this 1821-nucleotide messenger RNA. RefSeq names its product sodium-coupled monocarboxylate transporter 2-like. Gene Ontology annotation, biological process: transmembrane transport; sodium ion transport. The record is from RefSeq and is a predicted model, not a curated record. The transcript has 7 exons. The coding region runs from base 1 to 1821 and encodes 606 amino acids. Gene Ontology annotation, molecular function: symporter activity. Gene Ontology annotation, cellular component: membrane. NCBI's taxonomy places the organism in Eukaryota, Metazoa, Arthropoda, Insecta, Hymenoptera, Halictidae.